Messenger RNA from Felis catus (domestic cat), 4739 nucleotides. RefSeq names its product peptidase M20 domain containing 1 (gene PM20D1). Gene Ontology annotation, molecular function: hydrolase activity, acting on carbon-nitrogen (but not peptide) bonds, in linear amides. Lineage: Eukaryota; Metazoa; Chordata; Mammalia; Carnivora; Felidae. The record is from RefSeq and is a predicted model, not a curated record. Gene Ontology annotation, biological process: amino acid metabolic process. The transcript has 14 exons. Bases 400 to 1776 code for a protein of 458 amino acids.
CUGGCGGCUGUGCUGCUGCUGGGUAUCUCCACAAUGUCCAGAUCGAAGGGCCUGGGGGGCCAGAAGCAUCAGAGGGCGUCGCAAAUCCCUUCUCAGUUCAGCCAAGGCGAGCGCGUUGCGAUGAAGGAAGCGCUGAAAGAACCGACUGCAUCUGUCGCCAGCCGUUUCCAUUGCGGGAGAAUGGAACCAUGGAUAGAGACUCCUCAUUCCCUUCAUAUCUGGGAUAUGUCUCAGUCACACACACUCAGUCUCUGAGGAUUUCCCAACCCCCAAAGCAGUACUUACUGAUGGGGUUUUGGGGUGAUAGUGGGAUGGCCUGGAGCCAAUGACCCAGGAAGAAUUCUUGAAGACGUCUUUGGUGCACAAAAGCAAUUUUAUUAAAGCACAGGGAUAGGACCCAUGGACAGGAAGAGCUGCACUGGGGUUGUGACAGGUGCCAUCCACAUUCCAACAGUGUCUUUUGGCCCCAAGGAGUUAAACACAACAGCCCUGGCCGAGUUUGGAGAAUACAUUCAUUCAGUCUUUCCUACAGUUUUCAAAACCAGCUUUGUCCAGCAUGAAGUCAUAGGAGAGUACAGUCACCUGUUCACCGUCCAAGGCUCAGAUCCCAGCCUGCAGCCCUACAUGCUUCUGGCUCACAGUGAUGUGGUGCCUGCCCCUGACGAAGGAUGGGAGGUGCCCCCCUUCUCUGGGUUGGAGCGUGAUGGCUUUAUCCAUGGCCGAGGCACACUGGACAACAAGAACUCUGUAAUGGCAAUCCUGCAGGCCCUGGAGCUCCUGCUGCUCAGAAACUACAUCCCCCGAAGAUCUUUCUUCAUUGCUCUGGGCCAUGAUGAGGAGAUCUCAGGCCACAAUGGGGCUCAGAAGAUUUCAGCCCUGCUACAGGCAAGGGGUGUCCAGCUGGCCUUCAUUGUGGACGAGGGUAACUUCAUCUUGGAUGGUUUCAUUCCCAACCUCAAGAAGCCCUUUGCCAUCAUUGCAGUCACAGAGAAGGGUGCAAUUGAUCUCAUGCUGCAAGUAAACAUGACUCCAGGCCACUCUUCAGCUCCUCCAAAGGAGACGAGCAUUGGUAUCCUCGCAGCCGCCGUCAGCCGACUGGAGCAGACACCAAUGCCGAACAUGUUUGGAAGCGGACUACUGAAAAUGACAUUGCAGGAACUGGCACAUGAGUUUCCCUUCCCUACCAAUAUAAUCUUGAGCAACCUGUGGCUAUUUGGGCCCCUUGUAAGCAGGUUAAUGGAGAGGAAUUACAUAACCAAUGCACUGGUCACGACCACCACGGCACUCACCAUGUUCAAUGCAGGAGUCAAGGUGAAUGUCAUCCCCCCGGUGGCCCAGGCCAUAAUCAACUUCCGGGUUGACCCUGCACAGACAGUCCAGGAGGUCCUAGAACUCGUCAAGAACAUUGUGGCUGACAGCAGGGUCCAGUUCCACGUGUUGAGUGCCAUUGACCCCCCACCUGUCAGCCCCUCUGACCAUCAGGCCUUGGGCUACCAGCUGCUCCGCCAGACCAUACGGUCUGUCUUCCCGGAAGUCAACAUUGUUGCCCCAGGCAUUUGUAUCGGCAACACAGACAGCAGACACUAUACAAACCUCACCACCGGCAUCUACCGGUUCAACCCCCUCUACCUGAAUCCUCAGAGCUUCCGGAGCAUCCACGGCAUCAAUGAGAAAAUCUCAGUCCGCGCCUACGAGACCCAGGUGAAAUUCAUCUUUGAGUUUAUCCAGAAUGCUGACACAGACCAGGAGCCAGUUCCUCACCUGCACGAACUGUGAGGUCAAGGAGCCAGCUGGAUUAGGGGUGCCCGACCUCAGCCGAGGCUAACUCAAGGGCAAAGCUAAUGUCGAUGAAACUUUGGGUCAAAACCACAUUAUGAUACAUCACCCUCUUGCCUUGAUCACCCCGGAUUCACCAAAGAACAGGCCAAGGAGUAGGGAAGGGCCAGCAGAAAUCUGGCUUCUCCCUUCCUCUGAACAUCUGCAUCCCUAGGCUGACCAGUGCUUACUGCCUUCUUGUCCCCGUCUUAGAGGUUACCCGGCUUGUUUGUCUUGCGCUGGUUAUUUAACCACCCCUUAUUAAGGCCAGACUUAACAAAUGCAGAUUUGGGAAAAUCUCAAGCAGGUUUUACCUUCUAGAGAUGUUUAAUUUAGGGCAUGCUGGCCAGGCUGCCUUCUCCGUUGCUUAUCUAUUUCUUUUUGCUGUAACUUCCUUUCUCUCCCCGCACCUCCCUUGGAUUUUUUAGCUGGCUUUUCAUCUCUCCUCUCCUGCCCCUGCAUCCCUUCUCCUCCAAUUUAUCCUACAUCUGGAGCAGAACUUAGUCAAACUGUGAUACCACUGUAAUCACUACAACAACUAGUCAAAUAACGUGAGCUAUGCGGCAUGAAGUGGUCGCCGAGGGGUGGCACUGAGGCAGGGGGGCCUUGGAGGAACCCCCAGCCUCCCGGUUCUGGAGGCUGGAGCCUGGAGAAAAAAGCCUCUGUCCUUGGGCUCCUCCAAAGGGCUCCCUGGGCUUUGCUCCCUCCCUUGCCCUGUUCCCACCACCUGCUUCUGCCUCACCCCGGGAGGCACUAAUCUGUGGAAACAUUUCCCUGGCACUUCCUAUGGGCUGAGCUCCCAAGAGAAGGGCACUCGUGAUCCCGCCUCUCAGUGGAGCCCAGGACCAGCAGGGCUCCGGCCCUGGCAUCUGGUCCUGGUUCUGACCUGUCAAAGGGAAGGUGAAGGGCAUGGGGUGGGGGGGGGGGGGGAGCCAGGAGGAGCCUGACUUGAGGGUCUCUGCCCCAGGCGGCCGGGCAGAGAAGGAGCAAGCUGCACUCCCUUAGGGAACAGCAGGGCUCCUGUCUUCUCUCUGCGGAGUCCGACCCUGAGCAUAUUUGAAUCUGCUUAGUAGCUGCCAGGUAGGGGGCACUGGAAGGCAGCAUUUCUUGGCUCCAAGCCGGGAGCUGAGUUUUGUGGGUCACUAGGGAGUUGGGGUCAGAGAGCGAGACGCAGAGGGAGCAGGGACUUGAGAGACUCCAUUUUUCCUCACCAGACAAAGACCUUUCCCGCCUUCCUGGGGUUUGACAGCCGUGGGCUCUUUUUCCCUCCUCACACUCCCCGGCCCCCGGUUCCUCACCUCCCUCCCAUGGCUGUGAGCUCUCCCUUGAAGUUUAGGCUUAAUGGAAAGUGUUAGAAACACAGUGUGAGGAUUAUUUGAGCUUUUUUGCUACUCCCCCUAAGAUUCACAUUCCUUCCCUCACCCUCCCUUUUUGUUGCCAAUUCAGUACUUAUUCAGCCUUUGUUGGAGGGUGAGCUGAAGAACAGAAAUAAUCCUUCACAUUCGUACAGAGCUGUACAAAGUGCUGUCGUCCACCUGAUUUCGGCAGAGCCCCGUGAGGAAAAUAUUACUGCCCCUUCUUACAGAGCAGGAAUUGGUUCUCAGACCAGUUACACAGCCAGCUAGGGGCAGAUUCAAACCCGUGUCACCUGGCCCCAGAUGCACCAUUUUUCCAUGAUCCUAAAUUAAUGAUGGAAUCUACUUCCCAUCCGUUAUCUGACUCAAUCCCGACAACAGCUCCAAGGGGCUAUUGCCCCUGUUUUACAGAUGAGGCAACUGAGACUCCGAGGUUAAGCACUUUGCCCAAGGUCAUGCAGGUGUUGGGAGCAGAGUCUCUCUGAGUCCAAAGCCUGUGCUAGUAGUACUGAAGGGGAAACUGAGACUCAUCUGAGAAGUCAUCUGCCCAAGAUCACACAGUUCUUAAGGGGCAGCCGUGGAAUUCAAAUGCCAGUCUAAAAUCCCCAAGUCCAGUGCCUUUUCAAUCGCACCACAUUGCCCGUCCCAAGAACCUGUGGUGUGUGGCUCAUUCAUUCCGAUCCAGGGAGAUCUCAAGGACAAAGGCUGUUUUACCAUCGGCUUUGAUUCGUAGCUCAAGCUCUCUGUGUUCCCCUGGCCGACCUCACUCUAUUCACACCUCUUCCCUCCGUCUGCCAACACUCCUUACCGCCCCCACCCCAGCUUCUGAGUUGGGCUCCUCUCCCUUCUUUGAGUUUAGGGACAGCUAGGUCUCUAAUAACCCAUGGGAUAAUUGGAAGGAGAAUGAGCAGGGGACCUGGUCCCCAUUGGAUCGCACCAUUCUCUUCUAGUGUCAGAAAGGAUAGUCUUUUCCAGCGCCUGGAGUGGGAAGGAAGACCGUUGAGAGGGAACUGCUCCAAAUCCUGGUUCUGAGAACGCAAACCUUCCAGCCCUAUGGCCCCCAAAGGCUCUGGAAAGAAUGAAAAUGCUGGCCAGACCAGGACAACGUGAGCUCUAAGACUCUGGGCAGGAAGGAGCAAUGAAUCUGAAACUUUCCCCCACCCCUCCCCACAUCCAUCUACCACUCCCGAAAUCCUCCUGGAAGGAACCUCGGCGAUAAUCACAGGAAUACCCUACGUCCCCAUCCAAGACUUCACUCAAGCUUCUUACUCAUACCUCAGGUUGGAAAGAAGGCAAAAUCUUCCCAAGCAAAGAGGAUGGGAUGGGAGUCCCUUGAUGUUGCCCCAGGUUGCUAAAAAAUGUGGCCAUUCUGGAUCCAAUAUUCUCUCCUUCUGGAGGAGAUAGUAGAAAAAGACAAAGUUCCUGCUGGAGAACUGAACACUUCAUUAGUCUGUUUGGGUUUUUUUUGAAAAUUUAAAUCCACAUAAUUUUAUAAAAAUGAAACUACCUGCAAUUUCAGGGUUCAGUGUCCAUGCAGCUGCCAAUAAAAAGGAUAAGCAUCAUGCUUCA